Molecule: messenger RNA, 923 nt
Organism: Raphanus sativus (radish)
Lineage: Eukaryota; Viridiplantae; Streptophyta; Magnoliopsida; Brassicales; Brassicaceae
Product: ribonuclease 3-like protein 1
Exons: 4
Coding region: 145-735 (196 amino acids)
Source: RefSeq, a predicted model, not a curated record
CCUAAAGAAGAAGACAAAAACACUUAUAUGAGUUGUAAUUAAAUUGGUCAUAAAAAAAAAAGAGUUGUAAUUAAAGUUAACCUUUAUCCGUUUAGGGAACCGAGAAACUCUUGACGAAUUGAGUUAUGAGAGAGAGAGAAGAAGAUGGAGGAGGAUCAGGAAUCGAAGCGAAACACAUCAAGAAGAAGAAGAUCUGUCAUCAUCAGCCUCAAAGACAUUCCUCCUCUCGAUCCUUCUUCUAUCCCAAUAAACUCCUCUCUGAAGCCAAGGACAAUGAUGGUGCCAAGUACAUAUAAUAAAGUGAAUGAGGUUGAAGAAGGCAAUGCCAUAUCUUCCUUCUCCAACAUUCAGAUCGAUCCUAAUAGCACAAGAAGCGUAAACACCACCACACAAGAGACUCAGCUUCUUACUAAACCCCAAGAAGAAGACGCCAAAUCAGUAUCUAAAGAUGAAUCCAAGAAAGGUUCAGCGAAAAUGGUGUUACAGGAACUAUGUAUAUCCAAGAGAUGGAAGCCUCCGGUUUAUGAUUGCUGCAAUGUUGAUGGACCUUGUCACAUGAGAUUAUUUACAUACAAAGUUGUGGUUGAGAUUAGAGACUCUUCAGGAACAACUGUUUUGGAAUGUUUUGGUGAUCCCAAACGUAAGAAGAAAGCUGCCGCUGAGCACGCAGCUGAAGGAGCGCUCUGGUUUCUUGACCAUGCAAAGCGAAACCACAGACAAAACCUACAUCAAUAAAUUAUCAUCUACUCAGAUGAAGAAGUCACCAGAGAGUUUAGAAGAGUCUUUAUACAUUUCUUUUUUCUUAAUCUAGGCAAGUCUUAAAAUAUAUCUGUCCUCAUAUCUAAAAUCAUUGUACUGUUUUAUAAAAAAGUUUGUAAAGGGAAAAAACCAAAAAUAUCUCAAAAGUUUUUCAUUAUGUUUUA